Molecule: messenger RNA, 844 nt
Organism: Carya illinoinensis
Lineage: Eukaryota; Viridiplantae; Streptophyta; Magnoliopsida; Fagales; Juglandaceae
Exons: 3
Coding region: 190-714 (174 amino acids)
Source: RefSeq, a predicted model, not a curated record
GGUGUAUGAUGAUAUGAUCGGUUGGUCUGGCAUGGUAACAUUUGGAUACAGCUCAUAAAUGUGAAGUCUUGACUUCUUCAAACAAACACAACAGCGGAGUUCAAGACAUGAAAACUAGUACAGUUUCCUAACUAGCCAGGUGUGCUCUAGAUCUCACUUUCUCACAGAGAGAGACAGAGAGAGACAGAGAUGUCAAGGCGAUCUGAUUCUGGGGCAUGCUUGAGGUUUUGUUUGGUCGUAUUUGCAAUCGUAUCAGCUCUGGGAGUGUGUGGGCCGGCUCUGUAUUGGAGGUUCAAAAAGAGUUUACGGCUUGGGGGUACCGUAGCCUCUUGUCCUCCUUGCAUCUGUGAUUGCCCCCCUCCUCUGUCCCUUCUCAAGAUUGCUCCUGGGCUAGCUAAUCUCUCCAUUGCAGACUGUGGAAGUAAUGACCCAGAUCUCAAGCGAGAGAUGGAGAAGCAGUUUGUUGACCUUCUGACAGAGGAGUUGAGGCUGCAAGAGUCUGUUGUGCAGGAACGUGCUCGCCAUAUGAACAUAACCUUUGCUGAAGCUAAAAGGGUGGCUUCCCAGUACCAGAAGGAGGCAGAAAAAUGCAAUGCUGCUACUGAAACCUGUGAGGAGUCCAGAGAGCGGGCUGAGGCAUUACUGAUAAAGGAAAGAAAGUUCACUUCAUUGUGGGAGCGACGUGCCCGUCAAAUGGGUUGGGAAGGGGAGUAACUGUAAUCUAUAGAAUUUGAUAUAUUUGAUACAAGUUUUUCAGACCACCGGCGGUGAAUUUUUUCACCCGUGGUAUUUAUAAAAGCACGCAAGCAAGGUGCUUUGAGUUGUCACCUUGUCGAAGCAGAAA